GACUCCGUAACGCAUUACGUGGCUUCAAAUCAGAGUACAAGGUGUGUUUGUUGAUCGCUGCUGAUGCUGCGAAGAAAUAAGAGGUACUUUGGGGUUUACGACCAUCAUGUAAUAACAAUUGGUAAUAAGCGUGAGCCGGGACAUAGUAUCCAUGUUACACGGGAGGGACACUGUUGGAUCAGUCAUCAACCCACCAGCAGCAGCUCUAUUUGCCUACGCCUUCGUCUUGGACGUAUUCCGGUUAGGUAGUAGGUGAUAUUUGGUCAAUCUAGUCGACAACGGCAUUUAUCGUUGCCAACCGGUUUAUCCCGAGUAGAUAGUUAUCAGUUGAACUUGAACUAUAUACAUACAUAUAUAUAAAUAAAUAUAUAUAUAUUUAAUUAUACCAUGGCCGGGGUGGAGCCAGCUGGAUUCCCAAGCUCUCUGUCCAGCACGACUCUUCCUCCUCCUCGCACGCGGAUCUUUAAAAUCAUAGUGAUCGGGGACUCUGGAGUUGGCAAGACGUGUCUCACCUAUCGGUUUUGUGCCGGCAAGUUUCCAGAGAAGACCGAGGCAACGAUUGGCGUGGAUUUCAGGGAACGUCUCAUCGACAUUGAUGGCGAGAAAAUCAAGAUCCAGCUGUGGGACACAGCAGGCCAGGAGCGCUUCAGGAAGUCCAUGGUGCAGCACUACUACCGCAACGUGCACGCCGUGGUGUUUGUGUACGACGUGACCAGCGCCGGCAGCUUCCGGGGCCUCCCCUCCUGGAUCGAGGAGUGCAAGCAGCACGCCCUGGGCACGGAGGUGCCGCGCAUCCUGGUGGGCAACAAGUGCGACCUGCGGGACUCGGUCCAGGUGGGCACCGACGUGGCGCAGCAGUUCGCCGACUCCCACUCCAUGCCGCUCUUCGAGACGUCGGCCAAGAGUCCGGGUUCUAACGGGGGCGCCGACGGGGCCAGCGGCGGCGGCGGCGGGAACAGCGACCACGUGGAAGCCAUUUUCAUGACCGUGGCGCACAAGUUGAAGUCCCAGAAACCUUUGAUGCUGAGCCAGCCCUCUGGCGCCGCGGCCGGCGGCGGGACGGUCCACCUGGACAGGGGGAGGGACGGGGGGGGAGACGGGGCCAGAGGCUGGGCCUGCAGCAGCUGCUGAGAGGCCCCCGGGGGUCAGAAAGGACCUCUGCUAAAAGACCGAGAGGAUCACGGAGAGGAGAGGCUGAGGGAGGGGUGAGGGGGAGUGCACCUGGAUGGGGAGGCUCUCUCUUCCGACUUUCGACCAAAACACAUCUAGCCACAAGCGCCAAGUGUAUUUGAAGAGUACAGUAUUCAGUACAGGAGAGUCAUCUUAAAUGAACAUGAACCAACGUUUAAGAGGUAGUGCUAAUUCAUUGUCCCAAUCAUUUCCUUGCUAUGUUCUUCACAGCAUAACUGCGGUGAUAUUUUGUUACUGACAUGCAAUCUACAAAGUGAAAUCCUUCAAAGGGCAUCUUUAAUUCUCCAUUUAUUUGAUAUUCAAUGAAUUGGCGUCCGCACUGACGAUAUAGCAGGAGCCAUACAGAGUAUCAAACCUAGCGUCCUGCCAAUGUGACUCGAUGUAGCUCACCUUGUUGCCCCUAUGCACCCAUAGCUCUACCCCUCAUUCAGAGAAGAAAACAAAUCAGUUUCAUGAGCACCAACGCUUCAAUUGUUGCCCCAGAAACCUUUUUCUAUUGAAGUGUGGAAUAUUUAAGGAGGCUUAAGUUACUCAGCAACACACCUCCGUUUGGCUCCUAAUGGGGAUACACAUAACUAUUGAUCUGACUACUGAUCCACCUGGUACAUGUCUGUCACCUUGCAAUCUGGAUUUUGUGAAUGACCUGCCUUGGAGAAGGAUGAAAUCAGGAUUGUGACCGUCAUUCCUGCCCAUGCUACUGUGUGUACCUUCUAAUGUUUGGAGGCAUGUCCACCCCAAACCCAACCUAAAAGCAGCAUCUAGUGAAGCUAAUGCCCUUUGUGAUGGGUUGAUAUUGGUGCCUAGUAACGUCACUUGCCUUUAUGUGGUUCUUGUAAAGAAGUAUUGCACAGCGAGGACGGAGACUAUCAUUGAAUUGUUUUAAAAGUGUUAAGGGUGCGCACAUCUCCUGUGAGCUUGCGACGGGCGUGAAUUUACAAACUCUCUAACAAGAGUUGAACAGGAAUGAUGUAUUUCUCACAAAUCAGAGGAUAAGAAAGCAUGAACAUACCUCUCAUAGGCUAAAAUAUAUAUACUUCUCAAACACUCAGGCAAGAUGUGAACGGAUGCUAAUUUCCUUUGAUUCAUGUCACUGGUCCUAAAGGAUGUUCAUGUUCAAGUACAGAGGGCCUCAGGCCUUGUUUUGGCAUUUUCCAUGCCUACGACUUUGAUUUGUCAUGUUAUUUUCUAUUGCAUUCUGGGGGUUUGGGGCCCCACUAAUCCCUGUUCAGCCUGUGGGGGCCCCAGCUGGUACCGGGGCCCCCCCUAUCCCUGUUCAGCAACCUGGGAAAAGGCUAUUCCUUGGAUAGGCUCCGAGAUGGCUAGGCCACUAUAUUGGAAGAAUGUGACAUUUUGGAAGUUAGUUAUGAUAUCCUCAUCCGUUGCUACUUUUAAAGGAAGCAGAUGGCCUCUUUAGGGCGUUCAUUUACAACAGAAUACCGGGACAAUGCAUAGUCUCAUAAGAAGGACGCAUUGGCCUUUAUCGACAGGUGUAGUUGUAGGGAGGAAUCGGGUAAGUACAUCAUGGUGCUGUAGGCAGUGCCCAUAAGUGUUCUCCCCUACUUUCACACCACUGAUAGAGACCAGUCUUGUCUUGUGUAGUUAUGCAAUAAAUGACCCCUAAACAAUCCAAGGCGUGAAUCUCAUCACUUCUGAUCGUGGACAUCACUAGUAAAUAUGCGGCUUGUGUUUACUUUAUUCUUUUAAUACAGCAUACAAAAUAUUCUUCCUUGAUUUCACAUUCAGAUUACAAACAAACUCAAUGUGUCUGUUCGAUUUGUGGCUUCCCCAUUUUUAAAUGGUUGAAAUGUGUUUAGGAAUUUCUGGAAAACAUUAAAUCACUGUUAAAAACAAUAUAUUCACAUUGUUUAUCGCCUGUAUGCAUGAAAGGAUGUACGGACAAUAUCUGGCCUUCGACCCAUCACU
This is a messenger RNA of Gadus chalcogrammus (walleye pollock), 3114 nucleotides long. RefSeq names its product ras-related protein Rab-33B-like. NCBI's taxonomy places the organism in Eukaryota, Metazoa, Chordata, Actinopteri, Gadiformes, Gadidae. Gene Ontology annotation, cellular component: Golgi apparatus; endosome. Bases 388 to 1131 code for a protein of 247 amino acids. Gene Ontology annotation, biological process: Rab protein signal transduction. The record is from RefSeq and is a predicted model, not a curated record. The transcript has 2 exons. Gene Ontology annotation, molecular function: GTP binding; GTPase activity.